Messenger RNA from Symbiodinium natans, 366 nucleotides. The record is from the annotation of a GenBank genome assembly. NCBI's taxonomy places the organism in Eukaryota, Dinophyceae, Suessiales, Symbiodiniaceae.
AUGACGAAAGACGAUCGGCCUCUCUCGGCAUCGAUGGGAGACGAGGCUCAGGAGAUCUGGGGCGAGUUGCCGAGGCUGCCUCAGAGCCCAUGCAGAGGACCCACCUUCCGCGACGACCGCUGUCAGCGCCUGGUGGGUGAUCUCCAGCUGCCAGAAGUCGAUGAGGGUGAUGUCAGGUAUCCUCGUGGUGAUGAUUUGUCAGGCUCGGUGCUGGGGCUGGACUUGAAUGCUGGAAUCGCGAGAUAUUUGGCGUCUCCUGAAGCAAGCGGCCCCAGUGCGAAAGAUCGGCGUUCACAACGUGAGACCCGUCCUGAAGUUGAUGUCCGUGGGCAAAGCAGCUGUUCAAUGCCAGCAGCUGCUGGCUAG